ACUCGAUUCGAGUCGGUCGAACCAAGUCGAACGAGCUCACAAAUCAACAACAAAACAAAAAAAAGAGACAACCCACGCCGCAACGCAACAAAUAAACAAAAACGUUGAAACUGUAGAAGGGAGCGCCAAGCUUGGCUUUUUAUAUCGUAUUUUCGUAUUGUUGUGUUGAUAUUGUGUAAAGUUGGUUUAGAUUUUUCUACUUUUGUUGUGUUUUGAAAAGUUUUGUGACUAUGGGGUGUACUCAAAGUGAAAUCGCCCCUCAAAAUGAAACACCAAGAAAAGGUUGCACAGAUGUUCUGUGGCUUAUAAUUUAUAUAGUAUUUUGGAUCCUAAUGAUAAUUGUUGCUGCAAUAUCCUUUGUGUAUGGUAACCCUCAGAGGCUUAUAAAUGGAUUUGAUUCUUUCGGCAAUACUUGUGGAGUAAAAAGUAACCAGAAGUUGAUUAAAUUCCCAUUAGCAGGCAUUAACACAGUUGAUAAGAAGUUUUUGUUCUUCAUGGAUGUGAAGGAAUUAAGGAGUUCCUUAAAGAUUUGUGUAAAAGAAUGUCCUAAUCGAAAGUUAGAAUCUCUUGCAGACAUCCAGAACUUUUAUAGAGAAACUGGGUCAAAUCUUUGUAGAUAUGACAUCAACCCUAAUAAUGUGACUUCUACUAAAGACCUGCACCAUUACAUUGGCCCAUGCCCAACACUGCCGGUAUAUGACUCAUUUCCACUUUUGAAUAGAUGUUUUCCAAAAUCAGCCAAGGAUGUAGCAGAACGGGUUGUUAAAGACUUUUAUGACCUUCUAAAUAGUUGGGACACAAUUGAACAAAUGCUAUCAGAUCUUUACUCUUCAUGGAAGGAAAUGAUAAUAUGUGUUAUCAUAGCAUUCAUAUGCUCGCUUCUCAUGGUAUCAAUCCUCCACCUCUUGGCUACGUUGGUAUCCUGGAUAUUUAUGAUAAUAGUGUCCAUAGCGAGUGUCGCGGGCACGGCGUUACUCUGGUACACGUAUUAUGAGCUGAAGCAUAAACAAAAGAGUUUCGCGGACCAAGUUGCAUUUUUGGAUGAAUCCUUGAAGAAUGAAAAGGCCUUUUUAUGGUAUGCCAUUAUAGCUACUAUUAUAACGGUGAUUCUCCUAAUAUUAGUGUGGGUGAUGCGAUCGCGUGUGUCCUUCUUGGCGGCUUUAUUCAAAGAGACUGCCCACUGCCUCGGCUCCAUUCCCGCUCUUUUCCUUCAGCCCAUCAUUACAUUCUUCUUCCUCGUAUUGUUCUUUACAUUUUGGUCGUUUGUUGUGGUGUGCCUAGCGACGGCAAACUACCCGGGCAUUCCUUACCGAACUAAUUUCUUCAUCAACGGAUCAGUCCUGCCGGACCGCGUGGACACGGCCGCGAUAGAAGCGCAAGGCAUCAACAAGAGCGCAAGCCUGAAGAACUUUACUCUGGAAAACAUCGAGUUUGACCCGCUGUGGGUUAAAAGCAUGUGGUGGAUGUGCCUCAUUUGCCUGGUGUGGGGCAGCGAGUUCAUUCUCGGCUGUCAGCAAAUGACCAUCGCAGGCGCAGUGUCACAUUGGUAUUUCAGAGGUCCGAAUGCGCAUUCUCCAGUUUUAUACUCAAUUGGGAAACUCCUGAAAUAUCAUUUAGGUUCCGUUGCAAAGGGAUCAUUUUUGAUCACGCUUUUUAAAAUUCCUCGACUCAUCCUCACUUAUUUACAUGCUAAGUUAUCAGCCAGCGCUGAAAAAGGAUCGGAAUGUGCGAAAUGUGGACUCAAAUGUGGCAUCUGCUGCUUCUACUGCCUCGAGAAGUUCAUACGUUACUUGAACCACAACGCUUACACCAUCAUUACGAUAGAGAGAUGCCAUUUCUGUAAAGCUGCAGCCAGGGCAUUCAGCACAAUAGUGAACAACGCUUUACAAGUGGCCACGAUAAACAGCGUGGGAGACUUUAUUCUUUUCCUGGGCAAAUGUAUCGUGACCGCAGUAACCGGGAUCAUAGGACUGUUGCUUCUGAAACGGAAUUCCGACCUGCAUUUCUUCGCGGUGCCAACCCUGGUUAUUUGCAUAUUCUCAUUCUUCAUCGCUCAUUGCAUCCUGUCUUUAUACGAGAUGGUAGUGGACUCUUUGUUCCUGUGUGUAUGCGAAGAUCGCAAUAUGAACGGAAGCGAUGGGAAAUGGAAGAAUUCCCGCCUCGCCGAGCUCGGGGGGCACAGGCGGGACGAACAAGAUGGUGCUGCGGAACUACAGGACUUACAAGAGAAGUACUGAAUUUAAAUUGUUAAUUUGUUACGCUUUAAAGGCAAAUGUAGUGGUGCCGUUUUUAAAAAAUACAGGUUGUUAAGGUGAACAGGUCUAACUAACCAGUCGCAUUAUAGAUUAUUAGACAAAAAAUUACAGAGCAAUUUUUUUGUUUUGAUGGAUCUUCAAAUUAUCCAUUCCUUUUGCCACUACUGGAACUCAUACAUUUUGCAACUUACAUGUACAAGGAAGAGUGCUUAUUUUUGUUUCUAAAAUUUUAAUGUUUUAAUCGAUUUUGCACUAUUUAAUUAUGUGUUGAAUCUGGUUAAUAAGACGUUUUAGUCUAACAUCCUGUAUAAAGAUAUCUACUUGUCAUGAUUGUUUUAUGGUCAGGUUCAAAAAUGUGUAUUAUAUAAGGUGGAUGUGUUGGUGUAGUAAGAUGCUACUCGUAAAGAGCAUUAUGAAUGUUAUUAAUUCUUAAUUGCAUUUACAAGUAUCUCUUUCAUACGUAAGCAUCUUAGUGCUCCGACAAAACGAUAUUAAAUGUGCGUCUUAUAUUUUUUAUAAUGUUUCGCAUGCAAGAAAUCAUGGUUCUAAAAAACUAAUUUAUUAUUUGGCAUGGUAAUUUGGAAUCUUUAAAUUAUACUUUAUUUUAAACUCUGCUGCGCUUAGUAUCCCUACUACUAGUAUGUAUUUAAGAACUGUCGAGUUUAGUCGAGUCUGAUUUUAGUAGAUUCUCUCGUGGUUGUGGGCGUAGGCUUUAAAAAAUACACCUUGUAUUUUUUAAGUAUAGCUUUAAUUUAGAAAAGCAAUCUUAGUAGGUCCAGAUUUUGAAUAUUGUUGUAAAACGCAGAAAAAUAAGACAAUUUCACAGUGUGAUUUCGAAUUUGCUUUUUUUUGUAAGUGGGUUGCUUCUUUCUUGAUGGUGGAUAUUUUAUAUCUUAUGUAUGAUAAAGUAGCUAUAUGUUAUGUAUUUUUUUUAUUUAUUUAAGUAUUUCAAUGCAAUACUGUGAGCCUGCGAGUGGUGUCUAUUCUUCGUCCUUCACGCAGGUAUGGGCUAUAAUUUGACAACUAAGUAAAUAUCAGGAUAAAUAUUAAUUGUAUUCUUAACUUGAAGCACUAAAUGUAAUUCAAGUUUAAUAGAUAUUAUAAAUUUAGUAAACAGUCAAUGUGCAUGCAAUGUCUUUAAUCUUUUAUCAUCAAUUUGCAUGAGGCUACCGCGGUAAAUUGGGACUUGAUUACUAUAAUCUAAUAAUAUCAAUACACAUUCUUUCAGAUAAUGCUCAAAUCUGUUUCAUCUACGACUCAAUGAAAAUCUUCUUUAUUCAGAUAUAAGCAUAGUAUACAUACAUAUAUUUAAUAAAAUUAGACAUGGCGAUAUCAAAAUGUAUUACAGUUUUAUGAUAAAAUGUUAUAUUGACAAUUUCGUACUUUUGAAAUUUUUGACGAGACUUUUUGUCGUAAGACCACCGAUCGCAUUAAUUAUUAACUUAGUUUUAUUUCACUUUUUUCUUAUAUUAUAAGAACAAUUUUUUUUUAAAUAAAUCAUUUUGAACACUUAACGUUAAAACGUUAAUAAUGCAUUGCACAUCUUUCAAUAUGUCCAUUUUAUAUUAUAUGUAAUGAAUAUAUAUAAAAACUAAAAAAAAAAAACAAAUUUAUAACUUUAAUUACUGUAAUAUUUUUUUAUCUACAGACAUCACACAAAGAAAUCAAAGCAUUUACGUAAUUUAAACGUGUUUUAAGUCGUACUAAUUAAAAAUAUUUAAAAAAGAUUUAAUCUCUCAAAACUAUGUGUGCUUUAAGAUGCUUGUACAAAUACAGCAUUAUUUAAUUUUAAGUCUAAAUGUAAUGAAGUUUUGAAUUAAAUUAUAUACAAUUUUUUUUUAAUUGUUACGCUUAACAUAUACUGUCCAAGCAUUCACCAUGUAUUUUCAUAUUUUUAUAGAUUCUAUUAGAUAGUAAGUUAUAAUAAUAUUUUUUUUAGAAUUUUUAUUGAAGUACAAGUCUUUUCUACGAUAAUCUCAUUGUAUUUAAUUUUAAUUUAUUGAUUAAUUUACGUGAUUACAAUAAGGCCUGAUAUUGUAACAUGCGUAGGAUUAAAAGUGAUAUUUGUAUGAUGAACUGCAUAAA
Messenger RNA from Amyelois transitella, 4340 nucleotides. It is a transcript of the gene Ctl1, whose product is annotated as choline transporter-like 1. Gene Ontology annotation, cellular component: membrane. Lineage: Eukaryota; Metazoa; Arthropoda; Insecta; Lepidoptera; Pyralidae. The coding region runs from base 231 to 2237 and encodes 668 amino acids. Gene Ontology annotation, biological process: transmembrane transport. Gene Ontology annotation, molecular function: transmembrane transporter activity. The transcript has 11 exons. The record is from RefSeq and is a predicted model, not a curated record.